Molecule: messenger RNA, 1047 nt
Organism: Megachile rotundata (alfalfa leafcutting bee)
Lineage: Eukaryota; Metazoa; Arthropoda; Insecta; Hymenoptera; Megachilidae
Gene: Hou
Product: GID complex subunit 8 homolog protein Houki
Molecular function (GO): protein binding
Source: RefSeq, a predicted model, not a curated record
UUAUAUUCCUAAACUUUUCUCCACUUUGUACAUGGCUGACGAAGUGAAAAGUGUAUAUAGUAAUAAGGCAACCAUAGACGUAAGAUUAAAUGGGGUAUAGAAUCAGCUGUUGUGUCAAACAGUUUCCGAAAUUUCAUUAGCUACACCAAUUCAAUCUACAUUCUGUCGAUUUUCUUACCAUUUAUUUAUCGUAAUUAUCAAUGCUAAUUGCUAAAAAACGAUGAGCUUCCCGGAGAAACAGGACAAUAUAUCGAAGGAUGAGUGGGUUGCCAAGCUGGAGGAGAACUCCCAUACACAACGCGUUUCCAUGAACAAUUUGAUCAUGAAUUAUCUCGUUACAGAGGGAUUCAAGGAAGCUGCAGAGAAAUUUCAACAGGAAUCUGGGGUCGAGCCUACAGUAGAUCUGAGUUCUUUAGAUGAUAGAAUUCGUAUUAGAGAAGCUAUUCAGAAUGGGCGUAUUCAAGAGGCGACCAAUCUCGUGAACCAGCUACAUCCAGAAUUGUUGGAUAACGACAGAUACCUUUAUUUUCAUUUACAACAAUUGCAUCUUAUCGAAUUGAUUCGCACAGGGAAGAUAGAGGAGGCUUUACAGUUUGCUCAAGAUCGAUUGAGCGAAGCUGGAGAGUCGGAUGACAAUAUUUUGUGCGAAUUGGAACGUACUUUAGCUCUACUUGCUUUUGACGAACCGCAUAAAAGUCCUUACAGCGAUCUAUUGCAUCCGACACAUAGACAAAAGAUAGCUAGCGAAUUGAACGCGGCUAUACUAAAGAUGGAACAUAAGGAGUCGACUAGUCCGCGUUUAAAUAACCUGCUCAAAAUGAUACUCUGGGCACAAGACGAAUUGGAGAAGAAGAAAGUGAAAUAUCCUAAAAUGACUGAUUUGGGUAGUGCCACCAUCGAAAGCCCAAAAUAAUUUUAACAGGACAAAGUGUGGAACCACAUAAAUUUAUUUAUUAGGACGAAGAGAAAGGUGUAAUUGUACGAUAUUAGUGUUUAAUAUGUGAACAGGUUUCAAGAUUAGAAUAGAAAUUUGAACUUUUUAAUAUA